Molecule: messenger RNA, 507 nt
Organism: Monoraphidium neglectum
Lineage: Eukaryota; Viridiplantae; Chlorophyta; Chlorophyceae; Sphaeropleales; Selenastraceae
Exons: 3
Coding region: 1-507 (168 amino acids)
Source: RefSeq, a predicted model, not a curated record
AUGCAGGAGUGCCGCGACGAGUUUGAGGGCGCCUACGCCAAGGACUUUGCCGAUGCCGAGGAGGCGCGCGUGCUAAUCGCGCUCGGCUACACGCUGCUGGACGUGCGCUCGGCGCUCGAGGUGGAAGCGGCGGGCAAGCCGCGGGCCGCGGUGCACGUGCCAUACCUCAUAAGCACGCGGAGAUACGACGCGGAGCAGGGCAAGGCGGUCGUGACCACGCGCGUGAACGAGGGCUUCCUGUCGGAGGUCGCCCGCCGCUUCCCCGACCGCGAGUCCGCGCGCCUGCUCGUCGCAGACGCGGACGGGCGGCCCGGCAGCGGCGCGCAGGAGGCACUAGAGUUGCUCGAUGACAGCGGAUACGCGUGCCUGGUCGGCCUGGUGGGCGGCAUGCGGCGGUUCAUGCGGGUCUUUGACAUGAAGCUUGCGCGGCGGCCGACGCGGGGCGCUUUCGUGGAGGACCCCUGGUCUGAGGGGUCGAGCCAGGGCAUGUUCGCGGGGGAGAGCUAG